AUGUACACAAACAGGAAAGAAUAUUACAGGUCACUGGUGGUGACUUUUGCAAUGGUCUUCUUGAUGAGUUGCAAGCUACGUGAUGUGCUUAUGACAAAACCAUACGAACUCACAUUUAGAGAAAUGGGUGAUCCUGGACCUCGAGAAGCGAAGCUUUAUCACCUGGAGCACAUUCUGUACGGGAAGCUGAUCUACAUAUUACGGUCUUCCGAAGCGCUGAUUAGCUAUUCGCAAUAUAAAAUGAAAAACAUUAUAUAA
Molecule: messenger RNA, 258 nt
Organism: Gongylonema pulchrum
Lineage: Eukaryota; Metazoa; Nematoda; Chromadorea; Rhabditida; Gongylonematidae
Source: the annotation of a GenBank genome assembly